This is a messenger RNA of Vicia faba (fava bean), 5051 nucleotides long. Lineage: Eukaryota; Viridiplantae; Streptophyta; Magnoliopsida; Fabales; Fabaceae. The record is from the annotation of a GenBank genome assembly.
AGGAAGAAGACAAGACAGUAUUAGUUGUGGCUACAAUAGCAUGGGGACUACGCAAGUGCUCACAUGUUAUAAUUUUAACAUUGAUAUUUCUUAUUGCAAUAAGACCCGGUCUUUUUCAUGCUGUUUAUAUGAUUUUCUUUUUAGUUUAUCUUUUAAGCAAUGCAAUCAACAACAAAUUACGUCGAGCUGUUAUCCUUUUAUGUGAGGCGCAAUUUGCACUUCAGUUCAUUCUUCGGCUUGAUUUGAUCUCCAAAAAUUUAGACCAGAAGGGUUCGUAUGCUUUUCAAAUUCUCUCACAAUUAGGCAUGCUUAAUCAUAUUCAUUUAGUGGAUUUCUUCAAAAUAUCAAUUCUUGCCUGCUUCUGUGCAAUUCAUAAUCACGGGCUUCAAACACUUCUUAUAUUUUCAGCUAUUGUGCGACACACAUCUUGCCCGCCAGUUGGGUUUAACAUUUUGAGAGCUGGCUUGAUCAAACCUGUCUGUUUAUCGGGUUAUAGCCCAAGAUCUAGUGAAAGCCAGGGAACUCAUGAGAGGAAGACCAUAUCAUAUUUGAAGGUUAUAAGACAGAAGUUCCUUUCUGCUUAUCGGUCAUGUGGUAAAUACAUUGCCUUCCUGACAAUUCUCCUCAGUGUAUACCUAUGCACACCGAACUAUGCUUCAUUUGGUUACUUAUUCUUUCUUCUACUGUGGAUAAGUGGAAGGCAACUUGCAGGGAAAACAAGAAAGCAUCUCUGGUUUCCUAUGAAAUUGUAUGCUAUAUUUGUGUUUUUCUCAAUUUACAGCGUUGGUGUCUUUUCCAGCUCAAAGAUGUGGUUUCCUGGGAUAAUUGGUUUUCAAACUGCAUUUGGCUAUAACCCAGAAGCUUCAAUGUUACAAAACAUUUGGGAACCCUUGGCUGUUUUGGUAGUGAUGCAGCUGUAUAGCUAUGAAAGGAUGCAGAGCAAAAGUUCUGGGGCUAGUAACUAUGAUGCACCUGAAAUAAGACCUUUUCCUUUUACCAGACGUUUGUUGGUCCGGCAUACUGAUAAGAUACUAUAUGUCGCCCUGUUUUAUGCAUCUAUAUCACCUAUAAGUGCAUUUGGUUUCCUGUAUCUUGUUGGUUUACUUAACUUCUCAAGAUUACCAAAGUCUUCUCAGAUCACUGCAAAAGUAUUUCUAGUUUAUUCAGGACUUCUUAUAAUGGUGGAAUAUCUUUUCCAGAUGUGGGGAGAUCAAGCUGAGAUGUUUCCUGGUCAAGAUCACUCUCAGUUAUCCUUACUUAUGGGUUUACAGCUGUAUAAGCCUGGUUUUAAAGGUUUAGAGUCAGGAUUGAGGGGAAAGGUUGUGGUUAUUGUAGCAUGUAUACUUCAAUACAAUGUUUUUCGUUGGUUGGAAAAGAUGCAAUUUGUUAACGGAAAUGGAGGUAGAUGGGAUGAGCCUUGUUCUCUAUUUAGUCCAGUUGAAGAUCCUAAUGAAACUCCUAGUUCACCAACAAUUAAAAGAGGUACAAGAAGUCGUUCAUGGCCAACAAUUAAUUCUGUAUUAUCCCUAGGGCCAGAUUCAGCGAAAAGAGACGGUGUAAAAAAAGAUCAACUUUUGCAUUUCUGGGGGAAUUCAAAGGAUAGCUUGAAGUGGAACAGAAAGCGGCUUCUUUUCUUGAGAAAAGAAAGGCUGGAAAUGCAGAAGACUGUUUUAAAAGUAUCUUUGACGUUCUGGAUAGAGAACAUGUUCAAUUUAUUUGGUCUUGAAAUCAAUAUGAUUAUUUUGCUUCUUGCUAGCUUUGCUGUGUUGAACGCCUUCUCCUUGCUCUAUAUAGCAUCACUUGCUGCUUGUGUUCUUCUACAUCGGCUACUUAUUAAAAAGUUAUGGCCUGUUUUUGUUUUUUUAUUUGCUUCUAUCAUCACUAUUGAGUACUUGGCUAUCUGGAUGCAUCUUGCUUUUGUGCACCAACAAAUUGGCGAACAAGUACCAUGCUGUGACUGUUGGAGAGUAUCAGAUAUAUAUUUCAGUUAUUGCAAAAGGUGUUGGCUAGGAAUUAUUGUUGAUGAUCCUCGUAUGCUUAUUAGCUAUUAUGGGGUUUUCAUGUUUUCAUGUUUCAAAUUCCGGGCUGAUCAGGCAUCUACUCUCACUGGAUUAGAGAUGUAUCAGAAAAUACUGUCGCUAUGGAAGUCUGCGUCUGUACUGAGUGAUCUUUCAUUUGAAACAAAAGGAUAUUGGACAAUUCUUGACCACUUGAGGCUUUAUGGUUAUUGUCACUUGUUAGAUUUCGUUCUUUCAUUAAUUUUGAUUACAGGAACUCUUGAAUAUGACAUGCUUCAUUUUGGCUAUCUUGGUUUUGCUCUAGUUUUCUUCCGAAUGAGGCUAAAAAUACUAAAGAAAGGAAAUCAAAUCUUUCGGUACUUAAGGAUGUACAACUUUGUUGUUAUCGUCCUGUCUCUUGCAUAUCAAUCUCCUUUUGUUGGUGACUUUAGUGAGAUCAAAAGUGGUUCUGUAGAACGGAUAAAUGAAUUGGUUGGAUUUCACAAAUAUGAUUAUGGUUUUCGAAUUACAUCAAGAUCAUCAUUUGUGGAAAUCAUCAUAUUCAUGUUAGUAUCACUACAGUCAUACAUGUUCUCAUUUCCAGAAUUUGUUUAUGUAUCAAAAUACCUUGAGAAAGAACAGAUCGGAGCUAUACUGCGGCAACAAGAGAAGAAAGCUGCUUGGAAGACUGCUCAGUUACAGCACACACGUAAAACUGCAGAGCUGAAGCAUGCCCGAAGCUUGCAGGUUGAAAAGAUGAAAUCAGAGAUGCUAAACCUUCAAGAUCAGCUCCAUAAUAUGAGCACUGAUGCAAACUGUAGUAAUGCUUCUCUCGAAAUAGAUGGCCUACGAGAAAGAGGAAAUUCUUCCCUAGAUUUUCACAGGGAAAACAAGUCCUGGAAGAUAGAUCGUGAUAUAUAUACCGAGUCAACAGGCCCAAAUAAUGUGAAUCAAUCUCUAUUGAGUGAAAAAUCUCCAAGGUCACUGGCACCAGAAUAUUGGAGGCACCCAAUGGAUUCACCUCAUGGAAUUGUUGAUGUAAAGGAUAGAACUGAACGCAAUGGUGAUUUGGAUUUACAAAUAAGGAAUCGUUAUAAACUUCGAGUUAGGAAAAAUGCUUUAGUUUCAGCUGUACACUUCAUAGGAAAAGGAGUAUCUCAGGUGCAGUCACUUGGAAAUAUGGCAGUUAGCAAUCUAAUGAACUAUCUGAAGAUAGAACGUGAAGAACUAGAGUCAACCCAGGAUUCAUCUGAUGAUGAGGAGUACUAUGAGAUUGAGAAUCAGAAUGCUGGUGCAGAACCUCUGGAGUCUACAUUUUCCAUACACUCUCUUAAUGACCAUACCGUGCCUGAUACUGCUUGCCUUCAAAUUGGCAUUAUUUUCCGUUACAUGUGGUCCCGAAUGAGGUCGAAUAAUGAUGUUGUUUGCUAUUGCUGCUUUAUUCUAAUAUAUCUAUGGUCCUUCAGUAUACUUUCUGUGGUCUACCUAGCAGCUCUCUUUUUAUAUGCUCUCUGUCAAAAUACUGGUCCUGGUUACAUAUUUUGGGUUACUAUGCUGAUUUACACUGAGAUGUGCAUUUUGCUUCAAUAUUUGUAUCAAAUCAUUAUUCAACACACUGAGUUUGAAUUUCACGUGAGCUUACUUCAAGAAUUGGGAUUCCCUGCGAAAAAAAUAACAUCAUCUUUUGUUACAAACAACUUACCAUAUUUUCUAGUAUAUAUAUUCACUCUCUUGCAAACCUCCAUAACUGUGAAAGAUGGUGGUUGGACAAUCGCUGCAGAUUCCAGCUUUUGUAAGAGAAGAAAUCAAAGCUUCAAAGAGGAUGUAAAGUGCUCCACCUUCGAAGAUAGAUUACAGAGAUUAUUCUUACCACUGAAAAAUGUACUGAAAUGGUUGGUCAAAAGCCUCUGUAGGUACUGGAGAUCAUUAACUUGGGGUGCAGAAACACCCCCGUACUUUGUGCAGCUGUCUAUGGAAGUUAAUUUGUGGCCUGAAGAGGGAAUUCAGCCAAAUAAAAUCGAAUCAAGAAUAAAUAAGUCACUGAAGAUAUUGCACAAUAGAAGAUGCCGAGAGGAUAAACUUUUCAAGUUGCAUUCAGCAAGUAGGGUUCGUGUGCAGAGCAUCGAAAAAAGUGAAGAGAAUGAAAACUUGUGUCUUAUUGUUUUUGAGGUGUUAUAUGCCUCCCCUUCAAUUGAGUUUACUGCCGAAGAAUGGUACAGCUCAUUAUCUCCAGCAGAGGAUGUAUCCAACGAGAUUCGUAAAGCUCAACACAUUGGUAUUUUCAAAGAAAUUGGGUUUCCAUAUCGAAUAAUUUCCAUCAUUGGUGGUGGGAAAAGGGAAAUUGAUCUGUACGCCUACAUCUUUGGAGCUGAUUUGGCUGUUUUCUUCUUAGUAGCUAUAUUUUAUGAAUCAGUUAUGAAAGCUAACAGUGAUUUUCUUGAAGUCUACCAGCUUGAAGAUCAGUUCCCAGAAGAUUUUGUAACGGUUCUCAUGGUUGUCUUUUUCUUGAUCGUGCUGGAUCGAGUUAUAUACCUCUGUUCAUUUGCAACAGGAAAAGUUAUUUUCUAUUUAUUCAACCUUGUUCUCUUCACAUGUUCAAUCACAAAAUAUGCUUGGGACAUGGAUCCAUUGCACAGAUACUCUGGAAGAUUAGCAAUUCGUUCCAUUUAUUUUACAAAAGCAAUUUCACUGGUUUUGCAAGCAAUGCAAAUUCAUUUUGGAAUUCCACAUAAAAGCACUUUGUACAGGCAGUUUUUGACAAGUAGUGUUUCACGAGUUUAUGUUUUGGGGUUUCGACUUUAUCGAGCAAUACCUUUCCUCUACGAAUUGAGAUGUGUGCUAGAUUGGUCUUGCACGACAACAUCUUUGACUAUGUAUGACUGGCUAAAGUUUGUGUUGCCAGUACUGUUAACCACACUGUUCAUCGCGCACUGUUCACCGUGGUACUGUGCAUCGAGGUACUGUUCACUCUGGGACUGUUACUAUUCAUCACGCACUGUUCACUAUGCUUCUGUUCAAAUAGCUGCGCGUAUCUCCAUCGACUUCUCAACCUAG